Microthlaspi erraticum is the source of this 615-nucleotide messenger RNA. NCBI's taxonomy places the organism in Eukaryota, Viridiplantae, Streptophyta, Magnoliopsida, Brassicales, Brassicaceae. The record is from the annotation of a GenBank genome assembly.
AUGGGAUCUUCUUCAGGGCAGAGUGGAUACGAUCUGUCUUUCAAGAUCUUGUUGAUUGGAGAUUCUGGUGUUGGUAAAAGUAGUUUGCUUCUCAGCUUCAUUUCCAGCUCUGUCGAAGAUCUUGCUCCCACCAUCGGUGUUGAUUUCAAGAUCAAACAGCUGAAAGUGAAAGGGAAAAGAGUAAAACUUACUAUCUGGGACACAGCUGGACAGGAAAAGUUCAGAACAUUGACGAGUUCUUAUUUCAGAGGCUCCCAAGGAAUCAUUCUCGUUUAUGAUGUGACGAAAAGAGAGACAUUUCUAAACUUAGCUGAUGUUUGGGCUAAAGAGGCUGAGCUCUACUCGACUAACCAUGACUGCAUCAAGAUGCUCGUUGGCAACAAAGUCGAUAGAGAAUCGGAGAGGAGGGUGAGCCGAGAAGAAGGAAUGGCUCUAGCGAAAGAACUCAAGUGUUUGUUUCAUGAAUGUAGCGCAAGAACACGAGAAAACGUCAAGCAAUGCUUUGAAGAGCUUGCUUUGAAGAUAAUGGAGGUACCUAGUCUUUUGGAAGAAGGAUCAAGCUCUGUCAAGAGAAAACCGGAUUACCAAACUCAACAAAGCCGGUGUUGCUCCUGA